Messenger RNA from Poecilia reticulata (guppy), 4560 nucleotides. Its product is annotated as tripartite motif-containing protein 3-like. Gene Ontology annotation, biological process: protein polyubiquitination; proteasome-mediated ubiquitin-dependent protein catabolic process. The record is from RefSeq and is a predicted model, not a curated record. Gene Ontology annotation, molecular function: zinc ion binding; protein binding; ubiquitin protein ligase activity. NCBI's taxonomy places the organism in Eukaryota, Metazoa, Chordata, Actinopteri, Cyprinodontiformes, Poeciliidae.
CCGUCUUCUUCCAGACAGACCCUGCCCUUUCCUUUAUGUCGCCCUGUCUGUUGGGUUCUGUUGAGAAUCGAGGAGACUUGACAAUGGAAAUCUUUCUCCACCGCCUGCAGUGCUGACCCUCCGGUUCCUCCUGCUUGGGAGAGUGUGUGUGUGUGUGUGUGUGAGUACAAUCCAAUCUGGGCUUGUCAUUUGUUUUUGCGGGAUCGCGUUUCUGCUUUCUCAUCUUGUUUGGAGUCCUCCAUAAUGCGAUGACCAGGGAGGGAGGAAGCAGAUGAAUAAUUGAUUGGCCCAUCUGAAGCAGCUGCUGUGCACUGGUUAAGUGGUCUCCCCUUGCCCCCUUCACCUUUGAAUGUCACUCAUCAUGGCCAAGCGUGAGACCGGCAGCACCAGCCCCGUGGUCAGGCAGAUAGACAAGCAGUUCCUGGUCUGCAGCAUCUGUUUGGACCGGUAUCACAACCCCAAGGUUCUGCCCUGCCUGCAUACGUUCUGUGAGAAAUGUCUACAGAACUACAUCCCUCCCCAGUCUUUGACACUGUCCUGUCCAGUAUGCAGACAGACGUCUAUCUUGCCGGAGAAGGGCGUGGCGGCCCUUCAGAACAACUUCUUCAUCACAAACCUAAUGGAAGUGUUACAGAGAGACACAGAAUGCAGUCGAGCCGAGGCGUGUAACGUACUGGAGUCAGCCAACGCAGCCUCGACCUGUCAACCCCUUUCUUGCCCCAACCAUGAAGGAAAGGUAAUGGAGUUUUACUGUGAAUCAUGUGAGACAGCCAUGUGUCUGGAGUGCACAGAGGGGGAACACAGGGAACAUGUGACCGUCCCUCUGAGGGAUGUGCUGGAGCAGCAUAAGUCUGUUCUUAAAAAUCAGUUGGACACUGUGCGCAACAGAUUACCUCAGCUGACAGCUGCCAUCGGGCUGGUCAAUGACAUCUCCAAGCAGCUAAUGGAGAGGAAAAACGAGGCGGUGACUGAUAUCAGUAAUACUUUUGACGAGCUUGAGAAGGCAUUGCACCAACGCAAGACUGCUCUCAUUACAGAGGUGGAAAACAUCUGCAGCACCAAGCAGAAGGUGCUUCAAACCCAGCUGACUUCUUUGCUUCAGGGCAAAGAGAACAUUGAGAGCAGCUGCAGCUUCACGGAACAUGCUCUUAGCCAUGGCAGCGCCACCGAGAUCCUUCUGGUUCAGAAGCAAAUGGGCGAGCGGGUCAGCGCUCUGGCGAGACACAGCUUUCCUGAGCAUCCUCAUGAAAAUGGACAUCUGGAAUGUCAGGUAGAGACAGACGGACUGAGACGCUCUAUCCAGAACCUGGGGGUCCUCAUCACAACGGGGGCCGUGGGCCAUACAAGCGUUGCCACUGGCGAAGGCCUGCGACACGCAGUGGUCGGCCAGCACACCACCAUUACCGUCACCACCAAAGACAAAGAUGGAGAACUGGUGAAAUCUGGGAAUGCUGUUCUGAAGGCAGAAAUAGCUUCUGCAGAUGGAGUUUGCACUGAAGCUGAGGUGGUGGACAACAAAAAUGGCACCUACGAGGUCGGGUAUUCCCUCCGCUCCGAGGGAGAAUUCACCUUCUCUCUGCUGCUAUAUGAACAGCCUGUGAGGGGGAGUCCGUUCCGCCUCCGGGCCGUCAAACCGUCAGAUGUCCUGCAGUCUCCGGAGGACGUGAAGAGAAGAGUGAAGUCCCCAAGUGGAGGAGGGGGCCAUGUCCGUCAGAAGGCUGUACGCAGGCCCUCCAGCAUGUACAGCACCACCAAGAAAAAGGAGAACCCAAUAGAGGACGAGCUGAUCUACAGAGUUGGGACGAGAGGGCGGGACAAGGGAGAGUUCACAAAUCUUCAGGGCAUCUCAGCCUCCAGUAAUGGCCGCAUCGUAGUGGCAGACAGCAAUAACCAGUGCAUACAGGUAUUCUCCAACGAUGGCCAGUUUAAAAUGAGGUUUGGUGUCCGGGGUCGAUCUCCGGGACAGCUGCAACGUCCCACGGGAGUAACGGUGGACAUGAACGGAGACAUAAUAGUGGCCGACUAUGACAACAGAUGGAUUAGCAUUUUCUCCUCUGACGGGAAGUUUAAGAGUAAAAUCGGUGCCGGAAGAUUGAUGGGACCCAAAGGUGUGGCUGUGGAUAAAAAUGGACACAUAAUCGCUGUUGAUAACAAAGCCUGCUGUGUUUUCAUCUUCCAAUCAAAUGGGAAGCUGGUGACAAAGUUUGGAGCUAGAGGAACCUCAGAGAGACACUUUGCAGAGAAAAGUGGUGCAAACAUUGCACUGGAAUCAAAGCUUAGUAAAUCUGGUCCUCUUUUCAGUCCUCACUUUGUGGCUGUUAACAACAAAAAUGAGAUUGUGGUAACAGACUUUCACAACCACUCAGUCAAGGUGUACAAUGCUGAUGGCGAGUUCCUGUUCAAGUUUGGCUCCCACGGUGAGGGGAACGGCCAGUUCAACGCUCCGACAGGCGUGGCUGUUGAUGCCAAUGGAAACAUCAUUGUUGCAGACUGGGGCAACAGUCGCAUCCAGGUGUUUGACAGCUCAGGGUCUUUCCUCUCCUACAUCAACACGUCGGCUGACCCGCUGUACGGCCCUCAGGGCUUGGCCCUAACAUCCGACGGCCAUGUGGCGGUGGCGGACUCCGGGAACCACUGCUUUAAAGUCUACCGCUACCUGCAGUAGAGACCCGGGACGGCCAUUUCCUCAACUGGGAGCACUGACGACACAACAAAUGUAAUCCACAGGGUGCAAUGAUAUUUCCAGUACAGCCUUUUGAUGUGCACAUCAGCAUAUUUCUCAGAUAUAACCGUCAACUUGUUUUACCUUUUACGAUGUGUAUUGAAGGUUGGUUCUCCUUUUUAUUCAAACUCGGUAAUGUAGCAUCCUCGGGACAAAUGGUCACACAAAUCUAUGGAUGUGCAUUGUUGUGAUAUUAUUCAGCCAGGCUGUCGGUAACACUUUAAGAUAUAGACUGAAAUAUUUAAUCGGCUCAAACCUUUCCUGAUGCAUGAAAUUUCUUUCUUUUUUUCCCCCCCUCAGUUUCUAGGCAACGGGAUAGUGCACAUUAGCUGUUUUUACCUUAAAAUGCUUACAGUGAAGUGAACAAUGCUCUGCUUCUUUAGCAAUGGAAUGAAAUGUAAACAUUUCUCACUUACCACCAUCUAUCAUGAAUACCACCAUCCGUGCAUUGGUUUUGCUGUAUGUACUGUAUAUACUGUACAUGAAUGUACAUUGUGUAUAUUAAGCCACUCUGUAUGUAAGUGCUGUUUGAUUUUGAAACGCGCAGUGUUUUUGCCUUUUCAGAGCGCAGUAAACAAUGAAGGAUUUUCGGAUUUUUUUACACGUGUGGCAGCUGUUGAAGGAGCUUUUGAACGGCAUCCACAGCACAUGCAUUAGAGAUGAGUGUCAUAUAAAUGCUUAUUUAAGCAGCACAAUUAUCUUUGUUUUGUUCGUCCAUAGCUGUUUUAAAGGGAAAACUGAUGUAAAAUGCUAAUUUAUUUCAUUUUCUACUAGCUCUGUCUUUACAAAUUAUUUUUCUAAUUUUUCCUUUGCUUUUUUUUUUUUUUUCUUAAACUUUUAAGGGAGAUUUCCCACUUGAAGCAGAAUUCACAGGUCCAGGAUUUGUGCAGAAGUGCCGCUUAUUUCCAUGGCAAAUUUGCUUUGAAAUAAAUCCGCAUUCAGCAUUUGAAUUAAAAUUAUGACCUUUAAUAAGCUAGUUAAUACCUUUUUAUUAAGCGCUGCUGUCUGGCAAUAACACUGCACAAAUCUCAGGAGAGCCCUCAAAGUUUAUACAAAAGUGUUGGUGAGACAAUAUUAGGAAUUUGUAUUGUUUUAUGCACAAAAAUUUAAAUUUGGCCAGCUAAAAUGACAAAAAUUUGGGAAAUGGGAUCUGAAUUCUGUUUUAAGAUGUUUACAUGUUUGUGUUUUCAUAAAAAAUGAUUUAUGUGCAUUGUUAGAUGGAUUGGCAAGUGUACAAGUCAACUCUUAAGACUUCACUCAGAAUGAUGAUUUUAUAAGCUACCUGUCUUUUCUGCUCAAGUUCCUGCCUUCAUGAUGCCAAACUAAAAUUCAAAAGCAAAGAGUUGUGCGCAGAGGUUGUUGUUGCUGCUAGUGCUGCUCCUGCUGUUCAUUUGUUGUAAUGCCAGAUGUACUGCAGCAGAGAUGAAGGACGUAGUCAAGACGGGCUCCUGGUUCCACUCAGUUAUCCACAGCGCUAUUUAUCAUCCAACCACGGAAUUUAGUCUUUCACUAUGUGGUGCUUUCUGAGCUCAAAUAUCACUAGUUUAAUCUAAUGGGGUUUUUUUUAUAAUCUUAACCUGUUGUUUAAACUGUUGCCAAACAGAAGCAGUGACAUCUUUUAAGAGUCAAAUGCUCGCCUUUUUAACUUAAUUUUUUUUUUAAAUGUGUUUCAGGUUUUUCACCUUACCCAUAUUUUUGUUUUCUCUAUGAAUAUGCACUGGUAAUAAAAGCACAUGGUUUACUGAACUAUGGUAAUGAAUGUGACUGUUUGUUUUGCCUUUAGUACAAUUAACUUAUUCCUUACUGUAGUGAAGAGAGUUUCAAGGUGCAAUAAAUCU